This is a messenger RNA of Eurytemora carolleeae, 1090 nucleotides long. It is a transcript of the gene Etfb, whose product is annotated as electron transfer flavoprotein subunit beta. Gene Ontology annotation, molecular function: electron transfer activity. Lineage: Eukaryota; Metazoa; Arthropoda; Copepoda; Calanoida; Temoridae. Gene Ontology annotation, cellular component: cytosol. The transcript has 11 exons. The record is from RefSeq and is a predicted model, not a curated record. Bases 32 to 799 code for a protein of 255 amino acids.
CUUUCUACAGAGAUAAAUUUAAGUUUUAAAAAUGGCAAUGAAAGUUCUGGUCGGUUGUAAGAGGGUUAUCGACUACGCAGUCAAAAUCAGGGUUCGUCCUGACAAACUUGGAGUUGUGACGGAUGGUGUGAAGCACAGCAUGAACCCCUUCGACGAGAUUGCAGUGGAGGAGGCGGUAAGGAUGAAGGAGAAGAAGCUGGUUAAGGAGAUUAUUGUUGUCAGCUGUGGACCCACUCAGAGCCAGGAAACUAUUAGAACUGCGCUGGCCAUGGGAGCAGAUCGUGGAAUCCAUAUUGAAGUCCCAGAUGCUCAGAUGGCACUUCUGCAACCUCUUCAUGUGAGUAAGAUCCUGGCAGCUCUUGUUAAAAAAGAAUCAGCUGAUCUUGUUCUCCUUGGUAAACAAGCUAUUGAUGAUGACAGCAAUCAAACAGCACAGAUGACAGCCGCCCUUCUAGACUGCGCACAGGGAGUGUUUGCCUCCAAAGUGAAUGUGAAUGGAGAUACUCUCGAGGUUGAGAGAGAAGUAGAUGGAGGGCUGGAGACUAUUAAGAUAAAACUACCAUGUGUUCUCUCAGCGGACCUCCGACUAAAUGAACCCAGAUACGCAACACUUCCCAAUAUUAUGAAGGCUAAAAAGAAGAAGAUUGACAAAAUUUCUGCCGCAGAUUUAGGAGUAGACCUGGGAGCCAGAAUAGAGAUUGUAUCUGUGCUUGACCCUCCUGUGCGCGAGGCUGGUCAAACUGUAGCUGAUGUUCCCGAGCUUCUUAGUAAACUUAAAGACAAAGGAUUCUCCAGUUAAACUCAAGAGAAGGGAUUCUAAAAACUCAGUGAAGGUUAUGGUGACUGUCGACUCUACACUGGAUAACAAUCUUGAAUCUUGUAAAACGUUGAUUUUUAAGUUUGUUUUAACAAAACAAAAUUUUAAUUGUAUAUUUUUUGAAUUAACAAACUAUGAAACUAAAUAUUUUAUCAUUAUUCAAGAAAACUUUAUAAAAACCUAACAUUUAAAGGCAAGCAUAGAAUAAGUAAUAAAUAUUGUUAGGGUAUUAAUAAUUAUGUAUUUGAUUAAUAAUAAAAUGAAUCUUCUCUA